GAAUAACUACCAAAAUCACGUGACCUUUCCUUAUUUCCAGCAGGCGAAAACACUCGCCGGUUUGCUGCUUUUAUCAUAAGAAUGACAUCUCGAACAUCUUCACUUCUUUUAAGAUCUCUGAAAGGUAGACUUUAUGGAACAAGUGCAGCAGCUACCUCAGAUUCAUCUGCACAGUUGACGAAACAGACACCAAGGGUCACCAAACUAGAGAAUGGACUGACAGUAGCAUCAUUGGAAAAUUACUCUCCUAUCUCCCAAGUUGCACUUGUAGUAAACGCUGGAUCAAGGUUUGAGUCAUACACAGAUGCUGGGGUUACUCACUUUUUGCGAUCUGCCACUAGUCUUAGUACAUUGAAUUGGCUAGAUACAUCCUUGGUCAGAGCAGUAGAGGAGUGUGGGGGUAACUUAGGGUGUACAGGUACAAGAGAGUAUAUGAUAUAUAGUGCUGAAACCUUGAGAAAUCAGUUAUUUGAGAGCAAUGCAGCAGAGAUUUUAAGAGAUGUAGCAUUAAAUCCAUUAUAUGAUGCAUGGCAAGUAGAAAAUGGAACUGUUCAGCAACAGAUGGUCAUUGAUAUUGCUAAUAUGAUUGGAAAUCCUGAAAUAAGAUUAAUGGAAAUGAUACAUGAAGCUGCCUACAGGGAUACUUUAGGAAGAUCACUUUACUCUCCAUUUUAUCAUGUUAACAAAUUUCAGCCAGAUCAAUUGAAAGGUUUCCACAGUAAAAUGUUUACAAAUGACAGAAUGGCAUUAGUUGGACUAGGUGUUGACCAUGACCAACUGGUAGAAGAAGGAAAGGCCUAUGUUCAGGGUCCCAAUAGAGGAGGUUCUACUGUCCAGACAGAUAAAGCAGUCUAUCAUGGUGAUAAUCUUAGAUUACCAUCGGAUGAACCUAUGACACAUGUAGCUAUUGUGACAGAAGGUCCAAGUUUGACCAGUAAGGAUUUGUAUGCAGUAGGUGUGUUACAGAUGAUAAUGGGAACAGGUCCUCACAUAAAAUACAGUGAGAAUACCACAGUAAACAGACUGGGUAAAGGUGUAGGAGAAGCUAUUAAGAAUAAUCCAUUUGCUGCUUCCUGUAUAAAUGCUAAUUACACAGAUUCUGGUAUAUUUGGAUUUCAUUUGUGUGCUCAGGCCAAAGAUAUGGGACAGGGAAUAAAAGCUGCAAUGAAUGCAUUUGCUAAUGUCUCUAAGAAUGGUGUAACAGAUGAAGAUGUUGUCCGAGGAAAGAACCAGUUAAUGGCAGCCAUUGGUAUGAACAUGGAGGAUAGUAGUAAUGUAUUGUUAGACCUUGCAGAACAAGCUAUUAGCAGUAAUAAAAUUACCACUUCAGCUGAAGUACUGAAAAUGAUUGAUGCUGUACAAACAUCAGAUGUAACUAGUGUGGCAAAGAAAGUAAUCGGUGGAAAACCAUCAAUGGCAGCUAUAGGGGAUCUUCAAACAGUACCAUAUUUAGACGAACUGAAGAAAUAGAAAUGUUAUCAUGGACUCAUGAAGAUCUGACAAUAGCAAAUUUUUGACAGUGUUUGAAAAUAGAAGCAUGUGAACUGAAACUGUGAAUGGAACUUAUUAUUUAUGUGUUACGAGAUAUAAUAUUUUAUAUGAAAAUUGGUCAUUUAGUAGAUGGAUAAGCUAUUUGAUUUAUAAAUGACCGGUGAAAUAAAAUGAUUGAUGUUU
Molecule: messenger RNA, 1674 nt
Organism: Mytilus californianus (California mussel)
Lineage: Eukaryota; Metazoa; Mollusca; Bivalvia; Mytilida; Mytilidae
Product: cytochrome b-c1 complex subunit 2, mitochondrial-like
Exons: 14
Coding region: 82-1470 (462 amino acids)
Cellular component (GO): mitochondrion
Molecular function (GO): metal ion binding
Source: RefSeq, a predicted model, not a curated record